AUGGACGCCGCGCAGGCGCCCGCAGGAGUGGUGGUCGACGUCGAGGCGCUCGCCGGACCCGUAGGGAGCGAGGCCCCCGCUGCGGCUAAGGGCCCAGCAUGGAAAAGGUUCUUGUACCACGUUGGACCAGGCUUUAUGGUCUGUUUGGCCUACCUUGAUCCCGGAAACUUGGGAACAGAUUUGCAAGCUGGUGCAGAUCACAGAUAUGAGCUCCUCUGGGUGACCUUGAUUGGCCUCAUCUUCGCACUAAUUAUUCAGUCAUUAUCUGCUAAUCUUGGAGUAGUGACAGGGCGGCAUCUUGCCGAGCUAUGCAAGACGGAAUAUCCAGCAUGGGUGAGAAUCUGCCUAUGGCUGCUAGCAGAGUUAGCUGUGAUUGCUGCAGAUAUCCCAGAAGUUAUAGGGACAGCUUUUGCUUUCAACCUCUUGUUCCAUAUACCUUUGUGGGUGGGGGUUCUCAUUACUGGCUCAAGCACACUUCUCCUCCUUGGAAUGCAAAAAUAUGGGGUUAGGAAGCUGGAACUUUUGGUUGGACUAUUGGUGUUCGUUAUGGCAGCAUGCUUCUUCAUAGAGAUGAGCAUAGUGAAGCCUCCUGCAAAAGAGGUCAUCUACGGGCUAUUCAUCCCCAGCCUCAGUGGGCCAGGCGCUACUGGAGACACUAUAGCCCUUCUUGGGGCUCUUGUGAUGCCGCACAAUCUAUUCUUGCACUCUGCCCUGGUACUGUCAAGGAACACUCCCUCAUCAGUAAGAGGAAUCAAGGAUGCAUGCAGGUUCUUCCUUUUUGAAAGCGGUGUAGCGAUGUUCGUGGCACUUCUCAUCAACAUAUGUAUCAUCUCUGUCUCUGGAACUGUCUGUAACUCAAGCAACCUCUCACCGGAUGACUCUGCAAAAUGCAGUGAUAUCACCUUGGACUCCUCGUCCUUCCUCCUCAGGAAUGUGCUAGGCAACAACAGCGCAGUUGUGUAUGGUGUAGCACUCUUGGCUUGUGGAAUCAGCUCUUCCAUCACUGGUACUUAUGCUGGGCAAUACAUCAUGCAGGGUUUCUUGGACAUCAAGAUGAAACAGUGGCUGAGGAACCUGAUGACUCGCAGUAUUGCCAUUGUACCAAGCUUAAUCAUUGCCAUCAUCGGUGGCUCCAGCGGUGCUGGCCAUCUCAUCAUCAUUGCAUCGAUGAUACUGUCUUUUGAGCUACCAUUUGCUCUCAUUCCACUUCUCAAGUUCAGCAGUAGUAGCAUCACGAUGGGCCAACAUAAAAACUCUAUCUAUAUCAUUGGAUUCUCGUGGAUGCUCGGGUCUGUUAUCAUUGGGAUAAACAUCUACUUCCUCUGCUCAAAAUUUGUUGGCUGGAUCCUUGACAACUCACUGCCAAUUUCUGCUAACAUUCUCAUUGGCAUCAUCGUGUUCCCUCUUAUGCUGCUCUACAUUUGUGCUGUGAUCUACCUCACGUUAAGGAAGGAGACCAUCAAGUUCGUGUCUUGCGGUGAGCUGCAGACCAUUGAGACCGACAAAUCAAAGGUUGCCAAUGAUAGCAAUAACGAGGAAAAGAAGGAGCAUGUAUCCUACAAUGGCGUCUAG
This is a messenger RNA of Miscanthus lutarioriparius, 1572 nucleotides long. The record is from the annotation of a GenBank genome assembly. Lineage: Eukaryota; Viridiplantae; Streptophyta; Magnoliopsida; Poales; Poaceae.